GAGAGUAUUUUGUUUUUGAAAAUGACGGGCGCUCCUCUCCCGCCUGCAGCCCUCCCUGUCGCCCCCCGCGCGCUCUCCCCGCCGCUCUACUCCCCGGCCAUCGCCGCGUCUCAAGGCUCUCCCUCCCCACCCCGCUUUCCCCGCGCCUUCAACCUCUGCAAGCACGGGCUCCUCGACGACCCCGCCUCCCUCCGCGCGCUCCUCUCCCGCUUGCCGCCUUCCUCCGCGUCGACGCUCGCCCUCCUCCUCUCCGCCGCCCCGCGCGCGCUCUCCCCGCCGCUCUACUCCCCGGCCAUCGCAGCUCUCGCCUCCUCGCCGUCCCCAGCCGCCGCGCUCGCCGUCUUCAACCGCGUCUCCAGGCUCUCCCUCCCCACCCCGCUCCCCGCCUUCCCCGCUCUCCUCAAGUCCUGCGCCCGCGCCUUCGGCCUCUGCGCCGCCGCUGCCGGCGGCGGAGAGGGCUUCGUCUCCAAGGGCAUGGAGCUCCACGGGCGCGUGCUCAAGCUCCGCUGCGGCGCGGACCGGUACGUGCAGAACGCGCUCGAGUCCAUGUACGGCAAGCUGGGCCGGCUCGGGGACGCCCGGAAGGUGUUCGACGGGAUGCCUGCCAGGAACACCGUAUCCUGGAACGCGCUCGUGGCCGCGCACGGUGCCGCGGGGGACUCACAGGGUGCAGAGCGGGUGUGUCGGGAAACACCAGAUAUGGAUAGGAGCGUGUCGUGCUGGAAUGCCGAGAUCAUGCGGAAUGCGAGGGCUGGCGAUAUGGAGGCUGCAGCGAGAGUCUUCAGGGAGAUGCCUGGCAGGAAUGCUGUGUCGUGGAACUCUCUGAUCGGUGGUUAUGCGAAGCUUGGGAGGUGUGCGCAAGCGUUGGAGGUCUUCCAGGAGAUGCAGGACGGUGGGGUCGAACCGACCGAGCUCACACUUGUGUCAGUUCUCGGGGCUUGCGCGGAGAUUGGCGAUCUGGAACUCUGGAAGGGUGUCCACAGUUACAUUGACAGCAAGGGGGUUGCGGCUGACGGGUAUGUCGGCAACGCGCUCGUUGAUAUGUACGUGAAAUGUGGCAGUCUAGAGCUUGCCAGGCAGGUCUUCGAAAGCAUGUCAACCAGGGACAUAACGUGCUGGAAUGCGAUGAUCGUUGGGUUGUCGGUCCACGGCUACUCACGCGAGGCUCUGGAGCUCUUCAAUGCCAUGAGAGUUGAGCCUGACCAUGUCACAUUUGUCGGUGUCUUGAUUGCCUGCAGCCACAGUGGCCUGGUGGAUGAGGGGAGUGUACUUUCGUAGCAUGACUGAAGACUACAAAAUUGUGCCGGGUGUGAAGCACUAUGGGUGCAUGGUAGAUAUGCUCUGCCUCUGUGGGAAAGUUUCAGAGGCUUAUCAAAUGAUCAAUGAUAUGCCUGUGAAGGCAAAUUGUGUGCUGUGGAAGAUGGUGUUGGCUGCAUGCCGAGUGCACGGGCACAUUGACCUUGCUAACAAGGCUUUUCAUGAACUGCAUCAGUUGAUGCCAAUUGACGAUGGGGAUGUCAUCACAGUAUCAAAUGUUUAUGCAGAAGCAAAGAGAUGGGAUGUUGUCGAGCAUCUAAGAACGAAGGUGAUUGAACCUGGUGUUUGGAAGCAUGCCGCACAUAGUCAGGUUGAUGCAACAUAGUAAAUAUUCUCCGCCACAAACUGGAGAAGACAAUGACCGGCUUCAAUUCCAGGAGCCUAAUCUGGCGAAUUCAGUUUACAGCCAGACCGCAGCUCCAACAGUUGCAGCUUGAUGUAAUAUUCUAGACCGUUAUCGCUUCUGAUCCUCCAAGUGAAGACCCAAGAAAACUGGCAAGUUCGUAACCGUGCUGAGCUCCUCAAUCUGUUGACACAUCAUACUUGAGAUGGCCUGUUGAGCUGAAAAUCGCCUGUUUUAACGGUGUGGUGUUCCAAAACCCUUGAAAAUUAAGCUUCAUUUUCUUUCAGUCGGAUUGCUUAUUUCAGUUCUAGUUUUGGAGGAGUAAGCAUCACAGUUAUCAAAGAAACACCUUGUUUACAAACAAUCAAAACGAAAACUGGCCAUUUUGGCGGUGUCACUUUUGUUUGCUGAACUUACUGAAUCUGGCUAGCUAUGUUUCGAUGGUCUGGAAAAACUGUUUCAGUUCUAGUUUUGGAGGAGUCAGCAUCACAGUUUUGAAAACCGCUGCGAAGCCUGUUUCAGGGGCUCUGUUGUCUGUUGAUUUUGCGGCAAGGUAUUUAGUUACUUGCUGCUACAUUCAUCGAAGCAUAUAAACAUACGAAAAGGAGCCUCGCUAAAUUUUCCUUGACACUACAGCAUUCCAUUGUUUUUACAGCCUUUACGACACUGAAACAAAAUGUGAGAAAUGAGUUAGUUUUCUGAACAUGAUCCACUCAUUUCUGCAUUGUCCAACCAGUUGUCCACAUUUACCUACUCCUGUUUAAUCGGCCACAUACACACAUCUGGUGCUCAACAUCGAUGAGAUGUGCACCAUUUGCAGGUGCAGGAUGCCACUAAUGGCAAUUGCUGGAAAUAAGUUAAUUGGGAGCUGUAAGCAAGAUCCGACAGGGAAGCAAGGGGUGGACGUACGUAUGGGCCAAGCGUGCGUGCGUGCAUGUGAUAUAUCUAUCCUGACGACCUGACCGAUCAAGAUGAGAUCGAUGAACAGAGACGAAUAUCUGGCGGCCCAUCCAUUAGAUCUGCACGUCAAUGCCUGGAUUUGUUUUCUGAAGAACAUGCAUGUAUGGAAGAUGAUGGGGUGGUGCACUAAAUACUGUCAGACGAUCGACCGAGAAGAAGAAAAUCGGUGGAGAGGAUGGUCGAUCGAGAGUUAUCUAAUCUCUCUAGUCAAUUAUUAUUCAACAUAUCAUCAAAUCAUCCGAGUGGCAAAUUUACGGUCUUGUCAGUAGUUGUAGUCGAAGAAAGAAUGAUCGCAGCGUUGAUACCUAGUCGUCUCUUCGUUCCAAAAGAUAUACUUCUCGGUCUCAUACUAAGUGAAUUUCUAUUACAUGUAUCUAGACGCCUUUUAGGUAUAGAUACAUUCAUAUUUUGUCAAAUUUGAGUCACUUAAUAUAGGACGGAGGGAGUACAAUUUUUUGGCUGUGUGGCUCGAUUGAUGUAGAGACUGGGGAUCAUUUUCUUUUUUGAAUAAAAAAACCUCUUCAGAAAAAAAAGACAACAAGGUAUAUGGUGGAUGAAAUAACCAACAAUAAUAACACACCACUAUGCUUUUAUAAGAAACACACGAUUUCUGCUGAUCUCAUUCUUGAGUUCGUUUUUGUGCGUGUGUUGUUUAGAACACCUACAAGAGUCUUCCAUUCUCUGCCCAUUCUUGUGUAGAUUCCUUCUUUUUUUUCUAAGGAAUCUUAUGGAGUAUUAGAAUGUCUCCUCCUUAUAUAUGCAUGGUAAGCUCCCCCAUAAUUUGAUGCACGCCUUAUUAGGUGUUAAUUUGAUGCUUGUUCUGUGUGUGAUUGGUUUUCAAAUAUCUGAGGAUAUAUACAUUAAUUUAGACCGUUCCACAUCAUCUGAAAAUUCUUCUCCUUCAACUAAACACAUUCCCCUCUUCACAAAAGGAAUCAGAUGGCACAAUCAAUAUUUCAAACAUGUGGUAGAUAAAUAUCAAGAGAUGUGUAGCACAUGACGUGUCUCCUUCAAAAAGGAGAGCCAAAUUUAACGGAAAA
Messenger RNA from Brachypodium distachyon (stiff brome), 3660 nucleotides. RefSeq names its product pentatricopeptide repeat-containing protein At4g18840-like. Bases 22 to 1278 code for a protein of 418 amino acids. Gene Ontology annotation, biological process: RNA modification. Gene Ontology annotation, molecular function: RNA binding; protein binding. The transcript is spliced from 4 exons. The record is from RefSeq and is a predicted model, not a curated record. Lineage: Eukaryota; Viridiplantae; Streptophyta; Magnoliopsida; Poales; Poaceae.